This is a messenger RNA of Naegleria lovaniensis, 894 nucleotides long. RefSeq lists its product as uncharacterized. Lineage: Eukaryota; Heterolobosea; Eutetramitea; Acrasida; Naegleriidae. The record is from RefSeq and is a predicted model, not a curated record. Bases 1 to 894 code for a protein of 297 amino acids. Gene Ontology annotation, cellular component: intracellular anatomical structure. The transcript is spliced from 2 exons. Gene Ontology annotation, molecular function: oxidoreductase activity, acting on NAD(P)H, oxygen as acceptor.
AUGUCAUCAUCGGAACAACGUCCAGUUUCCAUCGUGACUGGAUCAUCGAGAGGAAUUGGAUUCGAGAUUGGCAAACAAUUGGCUCUUCAUCAUGGUCAUGCUGUGGUUCUCACAGGAUCCAAUUUGGAAAAGUUGAAACAAGCUCAUGAUGAAAUUUCCAAAGAAGGAGGUGUUUGUUCGUAUGUUUGUGUGGAUUUAUCCAAACCAUUCAGUGAGAAGAAUCCUUCUCAUCCGCCUGCCUAUGAUAUUUUUCAACACACCCUACAACAUCAUUCCAAAAUUGAUCAUUUAAUUUGCAAUGCUGCCGUUUUAGGAGCCAUUGAAAAAAUUUCUGAUUUUUCCACUGAACAAUUGACUCACGAACUUUAUCAAUCGUAUCAAGUCAAUAUUCUAAGUGUCAUGCAACUUUGUCAUUACUGCCUACCAGAAUUGAGAAAAUCAGCAGCCAUGAGAGAACCACGCAGAGGUGGAAAUAUUCUUCUCGUAAGCACUGGAUUAGCUGUUAAGGCAUUUGAGGGAACUGCCAUGUAUGGAACUACCAAAGCAGCACUCAAUCAUUUUGCAACGUAUUUGGAUUGUGAAGAAAAAUUAUAUGCGGAACGAACUUUUUCUGAUGAACCACAACAACGACGUGUGAAAAUUGUGGCCAUUCAACCUGGAAUGGUGGACACGGAUAUGCAACGAGAUGUUCGUGAAAGCGGUAAAAACAAGAUGAAUGAAUAUGGAAUAUUUGUUUCAGUGUAUGAAAAGGGACAAUUGGAAAGUGCUGAAAAAAUUGGAAAGAUUUUGAGUUGUGUCGUGAAUGAUAUGAAAGUGGAAUGGAGUGGAACAUUCAAGUCGUAUCAACAUGAAGAUGUUCUUGAGCUUUAUAAGAAGAGUUAUGGUGUUUUGUGA